GGAAAUGAUUUAUAAGUAAGCAUGAUAUACUUUGCUAUAGUAAGUCGUAGCACUGAUGGACUGGCACUGGCCGCAAACUCUGAUAGUCCACAGAUGUCAGCCCAUCCAGGCCUGGAAGAUGCAUACAGAAAGAUGAAACUGUUGUCUCGUAUAUCGGCACGAUUUGAAGAUAGAUGUUCUCUGCCUUGUAAUUCAUAUGUUAUUCAUUUUAUCACAGCUCUGGACCUGACAUUCCUUGUAUUGUGCGAUAUAACCUACCCACAAGUUCUCGCAUUCUCAUUCCUCUCUGAUCUACAGAAAGAGUUCCUACAAUUUUUUGAUAAAACACGAGUGAUGUCUGUACAAAGACCUUAUGCUCUUAUAGACUUUGAUGUGCCUUUGCAGAAGUUAAAACAGAAGUAUAACAAUCCACGGUCACUAAGUACACGUGUAAACUUGCAAGAUUUGAGCCAAGAGUUACGUUUACGACCGCCGUAUGUUCUCUGUGAGGAAGAACUAAGACCAGGAUAUGGUCAGAAAUCUUCUACAGAUCAUUAUAAAACUACAACAGCUUCAUCAUAUACACAGUUUUUACCACUACAUUUUAUAGGAGUGAUCUCCCUUACAUUAAGUUGUUUUUGUGCCGUCCUGAACUUCUCUAGGGGAGUUCAUGUCAUGAAUGAAACACACAGUCAUAUAGAUGCAACAUUUGACCUGGAACAUUAUCAAACUGGUGCUACAUUUUUUGUUUGUUCUUUUUUAUCGUUUUAUCAGGCUUACCUGAUAUAUUGUCCAUUAAAGCGGCGGAAAUCAUUAGCGUGUGCAACAUUAGGAAGUUUGUGUAUAUGUCAGUUAUAUUUAUGGGAGCAUCGCAGUAUAUUAGGUCUGUUAUUUCAUGUAACUGUGGCAUGUUACGGCACUUUUGUUAUAAUGACCAGGCAAGUGCGAAACAAGUUACCACAAUAUACUUUAUGAUACCAGCCAAUGUGGAUUAUAGUAAUAAGUUACUACAAUAUUCUUUAUGAUACCAGCCAAUGUGGAUUAUAGUAACAAGUUACCACAAUAUAUGUUAUGAUACCAGCCAAAGUGGAUUAUAGUAAUAAGUUACCACAAUGUUCUUUAUGAUACCAGCCAAUGUGGGUUAAAGUAAUAAGGUACCACAAUAUAUGUUAUGAUACCAGCCAAUGUGAAUUAUAAUAAUAAGUUACUACAAUAUUCUUUAUGAUACCAGCCAAUGUGGGUUAAAGUUAUAAGGUACCACAAUAUAUGUUAUGAUACCAGCCAAUGUGGAUUAUAGUAAUAAGUUACUACAAUAUAUGUUAUGAUACCAGCCAAUGUGGAUUACAGUAAUAAGUUACCACAAUGUAUGUUAUGAUACCAGCCAAUGUGGAUUAUGAUAAUAAGUUACCACAAUAUACGUUAUGAUACCAGCCAAUGUGAAUUAUAAUAAUAAGUUACCACAAUGUAUGUUAUGAUACCAGCCAAUGUGGAUUAUGAUAAUAAGGUACCACAAUAUAUGUUAUGAUACCAGCCAAUGUGAAUUAUAAUAAUAAGUUACCACAGUAUAUGUUAUGAUACCAGCCAAUGUGAAUUAUAAUAAUAAGUUACCACAAUAUAUGUUAUGAUACCAGCCAAUGUGGAUUAUGAUAACAAGUUACCACAAUGUAUGUUAUGAUACCAGCCAAUGUGGAUUAUAGUAACAAGUUACCACAAUGUAUGUUAUGAUAUCAGCCAAAGUGGAUUAUAGUAAUAAGUUACCACAAUAUAUGUUAUGAUACCAGCCAAAGUGGAUUAUAAUAAUAAGUUACCACAGUGUAUGUUAUGAUACCAGCCAAUGUGGAUUAUAGUAAUAAGUUACCACAAUGUAUGUUAUGAUACCAGCCAAUGUGGAUUAUAGUAAUAAGUUACCACAAUGUAUGUUAUGAUACCAGCCAAUGUGGAUUAUAGUAAUAAGUUACCACAGUAUAUGUUAUGAUACCAGCCAAAGUGGAUUAUAGUAAUAAGUUACCACAAUGUAUGUUAUGAUACCAGCCAAUGUGGAUUAUAAUAAUAAGUUACCACAAUAUAUGUUAUGAUACCAGCCAAAGUGGAUUAUAGUAAUAAGGUACCACAAUAUACAUUAUGAUACCAGCCAAAGUGGAUUAUAGUAAUAAAGUACCACAAUAUAUGUUAUGGUACCAGCCAAUGUGGAUUAUGAUAAUAAGGUACCACAAUGUAUGUUAUGAUACCAGCCAAUGUGGAUUAUAGUAAUAAGGUACCACAAUAUAUGUUAUGGUACCAGCCAAAGUGGAUUAUAGUAAUAAGUUACCACAAUGUAUGUUAUGAUACCAGCCAUUGUGGAUUAUAAUAACAAGUUACCACAAUGUAUGUUAUGAUACCAGCCAAUGUGGAUUAUAGUAAUAAGUUACCACAAUAUAUGUUAUGAUACCAGCCAAUGUGGAUUAUAGUAAUAAGUUACCACAAUAUAUGUUAUGAUACCAGCCAAUGUGGAUUAUAGUAAUAAGUUACCACAAUGUAUGUUAUGAUAUCAGCCAAUGUGGAUUAUAGUAAUAAGUUACCACAAUGUAUGUUAUGAUACCAGCCAAUGUGGAUUAUAGUAAUAAGUUACCACAAUGUAUGUUAUGAUAUCAGCCAAUGUGGAUUAUAGUAAUAAGUUACCACAAUGUAUGUUAUGAUACCAGCCAAUGUGGAUUAUAGUAAUAAGUUACCACAAUGUAUGUUAUGAUAUCAGCCAAAGUGGAUUAUAGUAAUAAGUUACCACAAUGUAUGUUAUGAUAUCAGCCAAAGUGGAUUAUAGUAAUAAGUUACCACAAUAUACAUUAUGAUAUCAGCCAAUGUGGAUUAUAGUAAUAAGUUACCACAAUGUAUGUUAUGAUACCAGCCAAUGUGGAUUAUAGUAAUAAGUUACCACAAUGUAUGUUAUGAUACCAGCCAAUGUGGAUUAUGAUAAUAAGUAACCACAAUGUAUGUUAUGAUACCAGCCAAUGUGGAUUAUGAUAAUAAGUAACCACAAUGUAUGUUAUGAUACCAGCCAAUGUGGAUUAUAGUAAUAAGUUACCACAAUGUAUGUUAUGAUAUCAGCCAAUGUGGAUUAUAGUAAUAAGUUACCACAAUGUAUGUUAUGAUAUCAGCCAAAGUGGAUUAUAGUAAUAAGUUACCACAAUGUAUGUUAUGAUAUCAGCCAAUGUGGAUUAUAGUAAUAAGUUACCACAAUGUAUGUUAUGAUACCAGCCAAUGUGGAUUAUAGUAAUAAGUUACCACAAUGUAUGUUAUGAUAUCAGCCAAUGUGGAUUAUAGUAAUAAGUUACCACAAUGUAUGUUAUGAUAUCAGCCAAAGUGGAUUAUAAUAAUAAGUUACAUGUACCUUAUGUUACAAGCCAAAGUGAAUUAACAGCUAUGAUGUUGAAGGAAACAAUGGCUAAAUGUAAUAUAUUUAAUAUUAAGAACCAAUAUGAAAAUGGACGUAAAUAUUUAUAUUAUGCUAACAAGUGAGAAACUGCGUUUUAUCUUUGUGAAAAAAUUGUUAAUCCAUAUCUACCACAGUGAGAAAAUAUCCACAUUUUAAGAUAUUGCAAUUUUCUUAUAUAGCAUAUUCAAAAAAAAUAAAAAAAUAUCCUCUAUAUACCUACAAUGAAAUUGGAAAAUAUUGGUUGAUGGACCAAUAUAAAAAUGGACAAUUUUAAUAUUUUUAAAUUCUGUUAUAUGUAAGUUUAAGUUUCAGUUUUAAAAACUGUUGUAUUAAUCUAAGUAUGUUUUAGUUGAAUAAGCCUGAAAAUAGAUAAAAAAAUCAGAGAAUAUGUAAAAUGUUUAACAUUGUAAGAUGCUUGUGAAUGUUUACUAUACUUGACAAAGUCAUGACAACUUUAAUAUUAUACACAUGUAUACAUGCAUGUUGUUCAACUUCAUUAUUUAUAAUGAUUUUUUAAUGAAUUUAUGGUGUUAGUUUUCUUUAUUUUAUUAUGAGCCAAAAUUUACUAUUUUAUCAUUAUUGUCCAUUAUUGUUUUUACCUUCAGAUCAUAAGAUAUACUGCAUGUAGUUCCAGACUUUGUAAAUUUGGUUAUAUUUGAACAUAUAUACAUGUACAUGUAUAUCAAAAUCUGUUGCCUGGGUAACCAUUAUUAAUUCGUAAUGAACAUUUUAAUAACUGUUCUUAUUGUUACUUACUUACAAUGAUACAUGAACUAGAAUGAUGUUUUACUUUUGUUAAAAGACAUUUCCAUUAGUUUAUUUUUACAUUUUUACAAACGUGAACAGGGAAAAUUUAAUCUUGUGACCAACAUUGCCCUUUAAACUUUGCAUGAUAAAUAAAAACUGUAAUUGAAAUAUAUUAAUUAAUAUAUUAAGAGGUCACCUAGUUUUUUACUUCCUGAGUUUUUUUGUUGCUAUUUUAGGGUAAUCUUGUUAUUUACUAUAUUUACUUUAAUAAAAAUUUACUAAGGUGACAAAGUGUAAGAUAAUAAGGAUGCAUUAAGUUAAUAUACUAAAGUAUUAUUAAUGGUGGAGUUAUUUUACUAUUAUUAUUCUAGUAAUACAUUAACUUAAAACAAUGCAACAUUGAUAUUUAGCUGCCAUUGACAAGAAUUAUCUUACUAAUUUUGAGUUGUAUAAUAGUGUGAUAGGUUUCUGUAUCUAGUCAUUUUUGUUCAUAACAUUCCUUAAAGGAAAAGUUUGUAACCCUAACCCAUUUCAUGUGAAACUUAUUUUGAACAUUUCUCACAGAAUUAAAUAAACUUUCAUAUUGA
Messenger RNA from Ruditapes philippinarum (Manila clam), 4722 nucleotides. Its product is annotated as vesicle-trafficking protein SEC22a-like. Gene Ontology annotation, biological process: endoplasmic reticulum to Golgi vesicle-mediated transport; retrograde vesicle-mediated transport, Golgi to endoplasmic reticulum; vesicle fusion with Golgi apparatus. NCBI's taxonomy places the organism in Eukaryota, Metazoa, Mollusca, Bivalvia, Venerida, Veneridae. The record is from RefSeq and is a predicted model, not a curated record. Gene Ontology annotation, molecular function: SNAP receptor activity. Gene Ontology annotation, cellular component: SNARE complex; ER to Golgi transport vesicle membrane; endoplasmic reticulum membrane.